AGAAAAAUAUUUUUAUAAAAUGGGAAAACCAAGGCGAAAGAUUUAAUUCCUCGAGAUUUUUUUUGUUUCUUUUUUUUGGCGACGGCAAAAGAUAGAUUACUUCACCGCCACAGUCGACGGCCUAACUGUACGGCGACGCAUGGCGAUCUUCGACCGGCAACAGCGGAGCUCCGAGAGGAAGGUGUUUAGCCUUUUUCACUUUUGGCAAACUUCCGCCACGACAAACAACUCUUCCUCUUCUUCCUCCACUCAAAACCUCAACCACAAUGGCAACCGCUAUACGGAUACGGUUACCGCCAAGCGCUUCAAAACCGUCUCUUUUAUAGCCAGAUCGCUUCUCCCUCCUCGCCGCCGGCUUCGCCUUGAUCCUACUAAUAACCUCUACUUCCCUUAUGAGCCUGGAACUCAGACGAGAAGUGCGAUCAGGUUGAAGAACACUAGUAAAUCUCACGUAGCUUUCAAGUUCCAAACUACUGCACCCAAGAGUUGUUUUAUGCGUCCACCUGGUGGCAUUUUGGCGCCAGGGGAAAGCAUUAUCGCGACUGUGUUUAAAUUUGUGGAGCGUCCGGAGAAUGAUGAGGUGCAGGUGGAUUUAAAGAGUAAAGUUAAAUUUAAGAUAAUGAGUUUGAAGGUGACAGAUGGGGUGGAUUACUUGCCUGAGCUUUUUGAUGAACAAAGGGAUCAAGUGACUGUAGAAAGAAUUUUGCGGGUUGUGUUUCUAGAUGUGGAGCGUCCUAGCCCUGCAUUGGAGAAACUUAAACGUCAGUUGGCUGAGGCUGAGGCUGCUUUCGAAGCACGCAAGAAACCUCCCCCAGACACGGGUCCCAGGGUUGUUGGAGAAGGUCUUGUGAUUGAUGAAUGGAAAGAGCGAAGGGAGAAAUACCUGGCACGUCAGCAAGUUGAAGCGGUAGAUUCAACAUGAAGUCUUGUUUGCUUUGACUGUAUGUGAUUUUGUCUUCUUUGGUGGAAAAGGAUGCAUCCUUUGACCCCCUCUGUAAGUGAGGGAACGCGAAGGGAUGACUGACAGCCCCGUUCCUGUAGGACAAUGUCAAGGUACCUGACUCUUGUGCUAAAGCCAUCCCACUUGUAGAUAAAGGGUUUUGUUUUCUCAUGAAACUAAAUGCAAGGCACAAUGCAUUAUCAUAUUUGGUUAACUUUUUCGAGGCCGGAUUGCUUGUAUAUGUCACAGGUGUUUAGCCUCGUUUUUCAGAUGCAAUAUUGCCUUUUUUUUCUGAUGCAAUAUUUGAUUAAAGUUAUAUCCAUUGUGUUCUCUAAGAUUGUACCAUUCCCUGUGACUGUAUUUGGACAAGCAUGAAUUUUGCUCUGUUUUCAAGUGAUUUAUGUAUUUUAUUCUGGUUUUUUUUAAUGAUCACCUGUUCUUUACCAUAAAAGAGAAAUUGUCUUAAAUACUUGUAUGACAUUAUGACGAUGGUUACCACUAGUAUU
Durio zibethinus is the source of this 1446-nucleotide messenger RNA. Its product is annotated as vesicle-associated protein 4-1-like. Gene Ontology annotation, biological process: endoplasmic reticulum membrane organization. NCBI's taxonomy places the organism in Eukaryota, Viridiplantae, Streptophyta, Magnoliopsida, Malvales, Malvaceae. Gene Ontology annotation, cellular component: endoplasmic reticulum membrane; plasma membrane. The record is from RefSeq and is a predicted model, not a curated record.